Molecule: messenger RNA, 861 nt
Organism: Urocitellus parryii (Arctic ground squirrel)
Lineage: Eukaryota; Metazoa; Chordata; Mammalia; Rodentia; Sciuridae
Source: RefSeq, a predicted model, not a curated record
AUGGCCUUUCAGGACCUCCUGGAUCAAGUUGGUAGUCUGGGGAGGUUCCAGAUAAUUCAGAUGGCUUUUCUUCUUACCUACAAUGCCAUGGCACAGACUCAUAUUUUAUUGGAGAAUUUCACUGCAGUCAUCCUUGGUCAUCGCUGCUGGGUCCAUAUACUCGAUAAUGCCACUGUCUCUGACAAUGACACUGGGACCCUCAGCCAAGAAGCCCUCCUGAGGAUCUCCAUCCCACUAGACUCAAGCCUGAGGCCAGACAAAUGUCAUCGCUUCAUCCACCCUCAAUGGCAGCUCCUUCAUCUGAAUGGAACCUUCUCAAACAUGAGUGAGGUGGACACGGAGCCCUGCAUGGAUGGCUGGGUAUAUGACCGGAGCUUGUUCCUCUCCACCACCGUGACUGAGUGGGACCUGGUAUGUGAAUCGCAGUCACUGAAUUCAGUGUCUAAGUUCUUCUUCAUGGCUGGAAUGUUGGUUGGAAACAUUGUAUAUGGCUAUUUGUCAGACAGGUUUGGGAGGAGGUUACUUCUGACAUGGUGUCUUCUUCAGCUGGCCGUUGCUGACACCUGUGCUGCCUUUGCUCCCACAUUUCUGGUUUACUGCUCACUACGCUUCCUGGCUGGCAUGUCCACCAUGACCAUUGUGACAAAUGCUAUUCUUCUCAUUGUAGAAUGGACAAGUCCCAAAUACCAAGCUAUGGGAACAACAAUGGCAAUGUGUGCUACUAGUUUUGGGAAUAUCCUACUGGGAAGCCUGGCUUUUGCUAUUCGAAACUGGCAUACUCUUCAGCUGGUUCUGUCUAUACCGAUGUUCUUCUUUUUUAUUUCCUCAAGGUAUGAGCUCCCUUUUGUCUUUCUCUUCUAA